AUGGUGGAUUCUUGUUCAUUCCACGAGGAAAGGUCGGGAUGGUCGAUUGGUAUUUCGACGCCAGUCUCUGAUAGUGAACGUAACGCUAAAAUAUAUUUUUCAUUACGAUGUGGACGUUCACGUAAAAGCACCUUCAUUUAUGCUCAUUCCUCAUUUACUCCCAAUAAGUGGGUUAACAUUGCUGUGUCAUAUAAUGGUUCAGAAAUGGUUUUAUUCAUCAACAAAGCUAAAAUCUCAGUCAGUCAUGAACAAAUCGGUGACAUCUUUCCAUUAGUUAAACAUUCUUGUAGAAUCUUUUAUCUCGGUGGUGCUGAAGGAGAUCGUAAGGCCUUUCGGGGAACUAUUGAUGAACUAAGCUUGUGGAGCACUGCAUUACCUCAUGGAGCUUUAGCUCGAACACUUGUUUCGUCUAAUCUAGUUUUAAAAGACAAUUUCGACGACGUCAAGCGAUGGACAAUGGCAACGGGAAGAUCCGUAGAAAUAGUUUAUUCCGAUAUCCAAGAGAAUUCAGAAGUAGAAUUAGAAGUUCCACCAUGUGGACAAACUAUAUGUGAUAAUCCGGAAGUAGUUUUAAGUUACUCUAAUAAUUGGCUUUUACGGACUCCAAAGACAAUCCGUUAUAGAAUCGUCAAUUUGAUGAAUGACGACGGUUCACGUCCAACAGUUUUACAUCCACAAAUCCAAAAACAACACGAAGUUUUAAAUAAUGCAUAUCGACCUUAUAAUAUCAGUUUUGAGCUAAACGUGGCAAAUAUACGAAAUACCUCACUUAAUUCGAGAUUUAUGAUGUUCGGAUGUGAUCCGUCCGACAUCGGAAACGGACAGUGCAAUGAAGAGUGUAAACAUGCUAGGACCGGAAAUGACGGAGGUGACUGUUAUCCAAUAGAUAUAGCAUGUGAUCCUGUAAAGCUAGGUAAUGGUCAAUGUGAUUAUGAAUGUAAUCGUCGUAAUUAUGAUUGGGACGCUGGUGAUUGCUGUAUACCUGGUAACAACACCCAUUUUACAUGUUACAACCCUUCUUCAUCUCACAGGGGCUAUAUGAGUGUUGUAGAGUUAAAAGAAAUUCUCAGAUUUGAUAGUCGUUCCCAUUUAAAUGUUUAUUUGGUGGCGUGGACAACUGGUGAUAUGAUUGGUGUGGCCACAUUCCCUUGGGAGAAACAUGUUUAUUCUGUCCAAGGUGGAACAGUAGUGCAACCGGAAACCUUUGGCGUGGAAGGUCAGAUGGACAGUUUAGUACAUGAAAUUGGUCAUAAUUUUGGAUUAUGGCAUGUACACCACGGUGUGUCCGAAGUACCAUGUGGUGACCAAUGUUUGGAAAACGAACCAUCUAUGAUACAUGGUGAUAUGUGUGCUGACACCUUCCCUACUCCUAAAAAUCAGGGCUGUCACGAUCCCUUACCUACUGAAGAUGCUUGUGGUUCCCUGACAGCCUAUAAAGAUACUCCAUUUAGAAAUUAUAUGAGUUAUUCUGCUGAUAACUGUAGUAGUGAAUUUACGCCACACCAAACAGCCAGAAUGCACUGUUAUUUAGAUUUGGUUUAUCAACCUUGGAGGACAUCUACAGAACCAGCUCCAAUUCCCCUAGCACCCAGGAUAGCCCCAUCUCAAGAAGACUCGGUAACAAUAAUCUGGACACCACCACUGAGUUCUGGUAUCAAUGAUUGGGAAUCUGUCUGUAAUCUCUGUUCAACUGAUGGAUCACUAACUCAAUAUGCUGUCAAUGCUUCUUCACCAUCUCCUACAGAUAGAUGGAGUCCACAACAAGCUACAGGUAGUCCUGAUGCAGAGAAAUGUGAUUCUAGUACUAGAGCCUGGAUGCCGAAUGUCUAUAGCUGUAAGAAGAAAGGUUGUCGAAUUGAUUUAUACUUCAAAUGGCCAGUCAUUCCAGAGAGAUUGUCCAUCUGGGUGGUAUGGAAUGCAGUUAAUGGUAUCAAAAGAAUUAAGCUGUAUUUUGAAGGUGGACAGUCUAAUUUGAUCAAAGAUUUACCAGCACAUUGUGAUAUGCCUCUUACCUCUAGGUUGAAUGUUGAUAAAAAUCUAACAAAGAUAAGAAUUUAUACCAAAGAUCAGUAUGUAGCUAUAGAUGCUGUGGAAGUAACAUCAUCACCACAAAACAGUAGAUGUGAUAAUUGUCAUCAACUAAAAUAUCAUAUUUAUAGAGAUCCGCCGUUUAAACAGCAUCAUUUUAAAACAACGCAGACCACACAGUUUACUGAUAGUGAGGUAGAAAUUGGUAAGAGUUAUCGUUAUUGGAUCAAGGCAUCUGGUUCGAAGAUCAGCCAAUCUUCACCAUCGUUACAUUAUAAACAUGGUCAGCCAUAUUGUGGUGAUGGAGUCGUCAACCAAUCAAAUGAAGAAUGUGAUGAUAGAAAUAUUAAUAGUUAUGAUGGUUGUAGUUCAGAUUGUCAAAUUGAACCGUCGUUUCAGUGUAAAGGUGAACCGAGUCUUUGUUAUCGACAUGAUGGUGAUGGUGUGUGUGAAGAGUUUGAAAAGACCACCAGUAUUAGAGACUGUGGUUUCUAUAUACCACCGGGUUACAUGGACCAAUUAGCAUCAUCAGCUAUAGCCAAUCCUCAAUACCAGCAUCCUCAUUGUCCAGUUACAGCUGUACUUGGUCAGCCUAGUAUUGAUCUGGUUUGCAAUCGCCAUUUUGAUUCCACUGAAUCCUGGCAUCCAUGUGGUAGUUUUACGGAAUACGGUGACUUUUGGAUUGAGGUUUAUUUUCCACGACUGGUAGUGGCCACAGAAGUUAUCAUACAUCUUGCUUCAGAUGGUUCAGUAUUACAAGAUUCACUACUGUCCGUGGAAUUGAUUAAACAGAAUAACGAAACGUCCAUUCUAUCACCAAGAAUACAUACAAUAUCAUGCGAUAUUAAUCCAUUUCAUAUACCAGUUAUACAUGAUCUCUCACAACCUUUCUAUUAUACCAAAGGUGUUCGUUUAACAUUUACCUCAUUCAAUAUCAGUAUAUCAGCAGUGAGAUUAAGAUCUUAUAAAUAUUUAGAUCCUAUCACAAUAGCUAGCUGUACCAAAGAUGAACUGUUUAAUCCCAGAUCAGGGCAUUGUGUAUCGCACGAUAGUCAACUUACUACCUGUCCUCCCUAUCUGCUUGAUCAUUCUACAGUAUUAUGUACUGGUCACUCUGAUGGUGAUGAAUGUUCGAUUACUUGUAUUGAAGGAUAUCGAUUAACAAGUACCAAUAAUAAGAUAGUAUGUUCUGAUGGUCAGUGGUCAAGUUCUAGUCCAGUACGAUGUGAACUAGUAGAAUGCGGUGUCCCUGUCAUACCUCAUUCUACCACACACUGCAACUCUGGUACCACAUUGUACUCUAAUUGUACUUUCAACUGUAUACCGCCAGCUAAACACCAAGGACAAUCGAAUACCGUCCAAUGUGAUGUUAAUGGUUUGUGGACUUUACCUCUAGGAGCAUGCAUCAAACAAUGUUCACAACCCAAAGAGAUUCCGUUCGCUAAAAUAGCAUCAAGGAAAUGUAGACGAGGACCUCAACCUAUUGGUGCCAAAUGUAAAUAUAGAUGCCGUAAAGGAUUUAAAGUCGAGAGUUCAAGAAAGAAAAAGAGAAGAGUAACAUGGAGAACCUGUGGUGAGAACGGUGAAUGGAGUAAUAUUGCAUGUGAACGUGUAAGAUGUCCACCUAUAGAUCCAGUACAUGAUGGACAGUACGCUUGUACUGAUGGUAUAAAUACAGGAAGUACAUGUACUAUGACGCCAUGUACUUAUUCUAGACAGUUAAUCAAGAUAAAAUGUAUGAAGAAUGGUAAAUGGAGUGGACAAUUUAAAAGUUGUGAACCUUACCAAUUAUUAAGUUGUUCAAGACCAGUAGCAGUUGAUUUAAAUUUUAGAUGUACACAGUUGGUGGUUGGGUCUUCUUGUCGUGUACGUUGUAAACGAUCUACUCAUGAACCAAUAUUAGAAACCAAACACCAUAUUCCAGUAACAAACCACGAGCCAAGGGAAAUAACUCGAUAUGUCGUCUGCUCAGAUUCCAAGGAAUGGUAUCCUAGUCCAGAAUACUUGGACAGACGAGGCGAUGGCUGGUGUGAUGAAGUAAAUAAUAGGGAACAUUGUGGCUGGGAUAAUGGUGACUGUUGUGAAUCAACAGCUAAAUCGGGAUUACUUCCCUUUUCUAGAUCUUGUAUUGUAGGUUGUACUUGUCAGGAUCCUAAUGCAAUUGAGAAUAUUUCUAAGUCCAAAUUAGCUAGAGCCAGAAUAAGUCAUUCAAAUGGUUGA
Messenger RNA from Lottia gigantea (owl limpet), 4248 nucleotides. RefSeq lists its product as hypothetical. The record is from RefSeq and is a predicted model, not a curated record. Gene Ontology annotation, molecular function: metallopeptidase activity. NCBI's taxonomy places the organism in Eukaryota, Metazoa, Mollusca, Gastropoda, Lottiidae. The transcript is spliced from 20 exons. Bases 1 to 4248 code for a protein of 1415 amino acids.